AUGCUGGGCUUGGGAAAUCAUAGCCUAGGAGCUACACAAGAAAAUGAGCGUCCAUCAGUAACUUUCGCAGCCAUUUCACAAGAGAACGAGCAGCCUCUGCUGCGAGACGGAGUCACAAGUUUUUUCUCUGAGUAGACGAGCUUUGUAUAUCAGGUGCAAAAGAGAAAACAUGAAUGCAUUCAAAGCCUUCAAAGCCCAAGUUCCAAUUGCAUGGAGUCCGCACCUGUAUAUAACUUUGGUGAGGGGCAUUCCGGGAACUAGGAGACUUCAUAGGCGUACCUUAGAGGCAUUGCGUCUUCGUAAGUGCAACCGGACUGUCAUGCGAUGGAAUACUCCUACAGUCAGGGGAAUGCUCCAGCAGGUGAAGAGGUUAGUUGUGAUUGAGACAGAAGAGAUGUACAAGGCCCGCAAACAAAAUGAAGUAAACCACCGAGCUGUACGCCCGCCAUUGGUCAUAAACCACUUACCUGCCUCUGCAAGCAGUUCUUAGAGUGAGCUUUUGCUCUAUGUAAUUCUUCGGAGGUCAGCUUUCUGUUUCUUAAAUGGGCAAUCUGUUUGUCAAGAUAACUGUUUUUUCUUUCAGUGCCGUAUUUAUAGAAGGAUGGUUGAUUCAGUUAACUGGAAUUGCACUUUUACCUAGUCGACAUGCUGGAGUCAGUGGAUUAUAUAUCUCUUUUCUUGGGUAUUGACAUAAAUAUCAGAAUUCUAAAUUAGCAA
Populus nigra (black poplar) is the source of this 717-nucleotide messenger RNA. RefSeq lists its product as uncharacterized. The transcript is spliced from 3 exons. Gene Ontology annotation, molecular function: structural constituent of ribosome. Lineage: Eukaryota; Viridiplantae; Streptophyta; Magnoliopsida; Malpighiales; Salicaceae. Gene Ontology annotation, biological process: translation. Gene Ontology annotation, cellular component: large ribosomal subunit; mitochondrion. The record is from RefSeq and is a predicted model, not a curated record. Bases 170 to 490 code for a protein of 106 amino acids.